Triticum turgidum subsp. durum (durum wheat) is the source of this 624-nucleotide messenger RNA. The record is from the annotation of a GenBank genome assembly. Lineage: Eukaryota; Viridiplantae; Streptophyta; Magnoliopsida; Poales; Poaceae.
AUGGGGCUCUGCGACUGCUUGGGCGAGUGCUGGGACGACUGCAAGUGGGCAUUAGCGUGCCUCGCCGCCGUCGCCGCUGUCAUCAUCAUCGCCGUCAUGGUCGCCGCCUACAGCUUCGCCGUCCAGCCAUCCAUCACCGUCGAGGACGCCUCGCUGACCAGGUUUGCGCUGGCGACCACCCCGGUGACCUCGCUCGGGUACAACCUCUCCCUGAAGCUCGUCGUUCGCAACCGGAACUGGGCGACGACCAUGAAGAACACGGAGCCGCUGGAGGCGGCGUACAAGUUCGACGGGCAGCAGUUCGAGCGCGUGCAGGUCGCCGACAAGGGCGACAAGCACGGCCCCAGGAAGACCCGGGUGUACCGCCUCGUCACGGGCCAAGAGAGCGGCUACGUGGCGCUGGGCAACGCCGGCGUCGCCGCGUACAAGGAGCAGAACAAGACGGGGGAGUUCGAGCUGGAGGUGGCGGUCACCGGCGAGGUGCGGUACACGCUGCAGCUGAAGAAGAACAAGCUGGCGGGGACCUGCAAACUCAAGCUUAAGCUCGACUCGCCGGCGACGGCCUCCGUUGUGUUCGAGAGGGUGAAAUGCAAGCUCGAGAAGGAGAAGAAGGACAAUGAGUAG